AUGAGGACUCAUCCUUCUGACUACCUCAAAGCGAUAGCCAAGCGAGAGAUCGCCUGGCUAGAGAGUCACGCCACAUCCGAGCUACUGCAGCAUCCUCUGGACAAUCGAUCAAGAGCCCAAAAGAGUCCAGCAGCUCAUGUCAAACUCUACAAGAAGUUCCUCGAGAUCGCUGAUCACAUCCUACCCCAAGGCGAACUGAGCAAGCCUGUGCUCUGGCACUGUGAUCUCCGCCCCGCCAACAUCUUCGUCAAGAAUGACCGCAUAACCAGCAUAGUCAACUGGCAGCACGCCUGGGUCGGCCCGCUCUUCAUGCAAGCGAGACACCCACAGCUAGUAGCAUAUGACGGCGAGAUGAUGUUGCACCUUCCUGAUCGCUGCGAACAGCCGGACAAAGAGCGCGACCAUGAAGAGAAGAAGCGACUGCAAGAUCAAGUUGAGCGCUCGCUCAUCCUUCGUCACUAUGAGCGCGGGAUACGGAAAGCAAGUCCGCUAAUGAACGAGAUUAUGAGUCUACCCCAUGGACAGACAAGACAUGACUUGGUCACCUUCGCUGAGAACACUUGGAACGGGGAUAUCAUACCAUUCAGAAAGAGCUUGGCACUUGUAACCCGAAAAUGGAAAAAGAUCAUCGGCCCUAUGCCAUGUCCAGUAUCCUUUACGCAAAAGCAAGUCAACGCGCAUCUUCGUGAGGGCGAGGGCUGGAUGAAACACGCAGACUUCUGGGAGUCAAAGCAGGGUCUCAUCACCCGCGAUGGGUGGACGACCAAUGAGCUGUAUGAAUCGCUCAAAAAGCAGUAUGAGGAGUACACUACCCGUAAGGCUAGUCGAAAGGGGGUGAAUCCAUUGAGAAAUUUAGUCUGGAGAGACGGAUUGUAG
This is a messenger RNA of Alternaria novae-zelandiae, 876 nucleotides long. RefSeq lists its product as uncharacterized. NCBI's taxonomy places the organism in Eukaryota, Fungi, Ascomycota, Dothideomycetes, Pleosporales, Pleosporaceae. Gene Ontology annotation, cellular component: mitochondrion. The record is from RefSeq and is a predicted model, not a curated record. The transcript is spliced from 3 exons. Bases 1 to 876 code for a protein of 291 amino acids.